UUUAUUUCACUCCUUAAAAUAUUUUAUAUAAAUUUUAAAAAGUUGGUAAAAUAUUUUCUGUAUAUUUGUAAAGUUAUUUUAAUUUAUUUUAUUCUCUGUUUAACUUUUUUGAACUUCGGUUAUAUAUACAAAGUGAAUAAUGGACAAAUCUCCAAUGGAUAUUGAGAAGAGUAGUAAUAAGAUGCCCCUAGUUUCUUGCUGAGAGAUCUCAAGCAUUGAGAGAAAAUGGGAAGCCAAGAAUCCGGAGAAGAUGAAGCAAUGAAGCUGAUGGGUCAAGCUGCAAUAUGGAAUUGCUUGUUCGGAUACAUAGAGGGCAUGGCCUUGAAGUGUAUAGUACAGUUAUACAUCCCUGACAUUAUCAACUCCCAUGGCUGCCCGCUUUCCCUAUCUGCCAUUGUUAAAACCAUCAACCACCCUUCUUUUAACACUAAUCGUCUCUCACGUAUCAUGGCGCUAUUAGUCCGCAGAGACAUCUUCUCUGCAAAACCUGCCGUGGCCACAGAAGCGGAAGAUAAUAACACAACUCUUCUUUAUGGCCUCACAAAUUCCUCUAAAUGGUUAAUACGCGAUUCAAAGAUGAGUCUUGCACCCAUGUUGCUGUUACAGAACCAUGAAACUUUCGUAUCAACUUUUCACCACCUUGCUGAUAUUGUCAAAGAAGGUGGGACAGGUUUUGCCAAGUGUCAUGGUAUGGAAGUUUGGGAUUUUGCAUUAGCCAAUCCUGAAUUCAACAACUUAUUUAAUGAGGCUAUGGCUGCAGCAUCCAUGAUCAUUGUUGAAGCAGUGAAGAAGGGAUAUAAAGCUGGGUUCAAUGGAAUAGGUUCUCUUGUGGAUGUAGCAGGCGGGACUGGUGCUAUGAUUGCUGAGAUUGUGAAGGAACAUCCGCAUAUCAAAGGUACUAACUUUGAUCUUCCACAUGUGGUGGCUACGGCACCAAAGUAUGUUGGCGUCAACCAUGUUGCUGGGGAUAUGUUUACAAGCAUUCCUUCAGCUGAUGCACUUCUGUUGAAGUGGAUAUUGCAUGAUUGGAAGGAUGAAGAUUGCAUCAAAAUAUUGAAAAAUUGUCGAAAAGCUGUACCAAAGAAAACAGGGAAGCUCAUAGUUAUUGAUGCAGUUUUGUGCCCCAAAGGAAAUGGGCUGUUUGAUGAAAUGGGGUUCGUAUUGGACCUGGCGCUGAUGACCCAAAUCGAUGGAAAGGAAAGGGAUGAAUCAGAAUGGGAAAUAUUAUUGAAGGAAGGAGGCUUUGGUCGUUACAAGAUUAUCAAAAUUCCAGCUUUAGCAUCAAUUAUUGAGGCUUACCCAGACUGACUUCUCUUCUCCUCUUCUUGAAUUGUAUGCUUCAAUGGUCCAUUUUCCCUUUUUUCUUUUUAUAUAUAAUUUGCAACUUCUGUCCUUUUAAUCGAUUUCCUUAAGCAUAUGAAAUUCUCCAAUAAUUUGAAUCUAACCCAAUGUUAAUUUUUCAUU
This is a messenger RNA of Ricinus communis (castor bean), 1464 nucleotides long. RefSeq names its product (R,S)-reticuline 7-O-methyltransferase. Gene Ontology annotation, biological process: methylation. The transcript has 2 exons. Gene Ontology annotation, molecular function: S-adenosylmethionine-dependent methyltransferase activity; protein dimerization activity; O-methyltransferase activity. The coding region runs from base 226 to 1308 and encodes 360 amino acids. NCBI's taxonomy places the organism in Eukaryota, Viridiplantae, Streptophyta, Magnoliopsida, Malpighiales, Euphorbiaceae. The record is from RefSeq and is a predicted model, not a curated record.